UGACAUCCUCUGCACCGUUUGCACGCUCGGGCUGCGACCGAAAACAUAAAACCGGGGACGUUUUCUUCAGCGCGCCAGGAGAGUUGCAGAUCCGCAGGUAAUUGCAGUGCUGCUCCGACGUGUGGUCGACAUGCUGGGGAUCUGCGUGUGUCUUUGUGCGUUUUUCACACACGUCCUCUCUCAGGAGACUGAGGAGCCGGUCUUCUACACAUGCACAGAAGGGUAUGAGUAUGACAGAGUCAGAGAGCAUUGCAAAGACAUCGACGAGUGUGCCUUGUUAGACGAUGCAUGCAAAGGAGGGAUGCAGUGUAUCAACCACUAUGGUGGAUACCUCUGCCUCCCCAAGAGCGCCGUCAUUUAUAUCAGUAAGGAGGGCGAGCAGGUGCCGCUGCCGGAACCUAUCCCUGCUGUCCCUGCUGUCCCUCCUGUCCCUGCUCUCCCUGCUUCUUCACAAAGCCAGGCUACGCUUACAUGGUCUAAAGGCAACCAGGGGGGCUCUCAAUCCAGCCGGAGCAUCCUCUGUUCAGCCGGAUACACUGCAGAUGAGCAGAACCUCUGCAAAGACAUAGAUGAAUGUGCGACAGGUAGACACACUUGUGGUUCUGAACAGAUGUGCUACAACACCAGAGGCUCCUACACUUGCCAGUGUCCUCCAGGCUUCCAGAAGAACGGAGACCACUGUUCAGACAGAGACGAGUGCGCCCUGACCCACUACUGCAUGCACAGAUGUGCGAACACACAGGGCUCUUACUACUGUGAGUGCAACGCAGGUCACAAGUUGGCCAGCAACAACCACAGCUGUGUUGAUGUGAAUGAAUGUGAUGUGGAGAAUCCCUGUCAGCACCACUGCUACAACCUGAUUGGCUCCUUCCUCUGCCAGUGUGAACAGGGCUAUGAGCUGGCACAGGACACGGUCACCUGCCAAGACGUUGAUGAAUGCAGCUUCUCCAGCUACAUGUGUCAGUACCAGUGUAUCAACAGCCCAGGAAGUUACUCUUGUGAGUGUCCAGAAGGAUAUCAGCUCCAGGGAAACAGGAUGUGUCAAGACAUAAAUGAGUGUGAGACGGGGACCCAUAACUGCAACGACGAUGAAAUGUGCUGGAACUAUUACGGAGGCUUCCGCUGCUAUCCUAGAAACCCCUGUGAGGCGCCUUACACCAAAACCUCUGAAAAUCGCUGUAUCUGCCGGUCUCCGGCAGAGUGCCAGGGUCUGCCACCGUCAAUUGUCUACAAAUACAUGAGCAUCCAGGCGGACCGGACUGUGCCAGCGGACAUCUUCCAGAUUCAGGCCACCAACAUGUACGCCAACACUCACAACACCUUCAGGAUCAAAGCUGGGAAUGAGGCAGGAGAAUUCUUUCUGCGGCGCUCCAGCAACGUGAGUGCAAUGCUGGUGCUAACCAAGCCUCUGUCGGGCCCCAGGGAGUACGUUGUGGACCUGGAGAUGGUCACUCACCAUCUGACCAUGAACUACCGCUCCAACUCACUGCUCCGGCUCACCAUCAUAGUCGGGCCCUACGCUUUCUGAACGCCGCAAUCCCCAGCAGCCCGCAUAAGUCUGGUUCAGCAAACAUAGCAGUUUAACACAGCAGAUGCCUGUAUCAGCAUUACAUACUGUACAUUUUCAUACAAUAAAACAUAUAACAUAGGCUGUCCCGAACUCAUACAGCAGCACAGCAGUUCCAAUAGGCAUGCUCUCGACAGCCCAGCCCAUGCUGUAAUGUGACCACUGGGCAUCUUUUCCUCUCAAGGUGCUGGGAAGCAUUGUAAUGAAGGGUUUUAGUGUCCUGAGGAAUCACACACUGUUUUUCAACAACAGCACUUAACAAUAAAAUACUUCUCAUCUUUAAAGUUCACAACAUUUUUGACCUUAAGUGCCUGAAGUGGACAUAAGAAAGAUAAGAAAUAUGCUGGAUGUAAGCAUUUUCACUUUUGCUGCUUCCAUACAAAAAAACCCAAAUGGAAACAGAGCAGCGGCACUCAGGAAAAGAGGCCUAGUGGACACACAUCCAAACAGUGAUGGAUUUCUGAUGCAGCUUUACCUACAUUUAUCACUUUGUUUCAGACCAGAACUCCUUCCAAUAACCUGUGUAUGCAUCAGUGAGGCACUCUGUUGUAAGAAAGAGAAAACGAUUCUUAUUUUCUAUAUUAUGUACAUGACAAAUAUCCAAUAUGAGCAGCUUUUGAUACAAAAAUAAUUGACUGAGCUUUUGUUGAUAAACUUUGUAGGGGUUAGUGCUGCUCCGCCACGCUGUUUGUGCAAGUUUCUGUAUAGUUUUGCUCAUGAGUAAUAAUUUCCAGAGAAGUCCAGAACAGUUCAGAAGUGUAAAGGGAGAGUCAGUUGAGAGAGUACUAAACUUUGCAUGACAACAGGCUUCAUUCUUGUACAUACGGAGGUCACAGAUCUGUGUGUGUGGAUGUUUGUGCGUAAGUAUGUGCGUGUGCAUGUGCCUGACUUUGUUUAUGCAUGCAAGCAAGUCAAAGUGUGAAACACAGAUGGGGAGUAAGGGAAAGAGUGAGAAAGAGCUUGUUCUGUGCCCCCAGGUUUGGUGAAUGUGGUUGAGCUGUUUAUGCGUUUCUGUGAUGCCGUCCUUUCAGACCUCGGUCACAGAGGCAAUAACAGAGAUUUUUUUUAUUUUGUUUUUAAACCCGAGAACACGCACAGGAAAUGACGGCUUUCAUAACACACCUCGGCCAAUCGACUGCUCACUGGUGCCACAGCUAUUCUCAAGAGGAACAGCUGGGCUUUCUCAUGUCGGUCCCAGUCAAGAAGUCACACUGGCACCAGGCUGGCUUGCGUGAUAAACAUAAUUACAGUGCUUUGCCCUGUAGCUGGUUUCAUGUGUGUCACAGGGGAUUAUUAAAGUGUUAAUACAAUGCCACCACACUUUUGGCAGAAUGAGAAAUCUUUCACUACCUGCUUUACCUUUUCGUGACUCCGCGUGUCUGCUUUGGCUUACUGCUGAAACACUGUACACUGUAGACACACAGCACUAAAACCACAAGGAAAACCAUCAUGUUGUCGCCACUUCAAGUGUAGACAGUUGCCCUUCUUUUAUGUGGUUUCAGCAGCGAUCAUGCAUAGUGCCUUAGAGGUAAACACAAAAAAUGUAACACUAAUAGUAUCAAUCAUGCUGUCAAGACUUCAUUCACUGAAAUGCCUUAAUGUUUUUCUCUUCUAUUUAAAAUAUAUAUUUUUGUCAUAUGUAUCUUAUAUUGAUUGUACUCUGAAGAGCAAAAGUUAUAUUGUUGAA
Messenger RNA from Anoplopoma fimbria (sablefish), 3254 nucleotides. It is a transcript of the gene efemp1, whose product is annotated as EGF containing fibulin extracellular matrix protein 1. Gene Ontology annotation, molecular function: calcium ion binding. The transcript has 11 exons. The record is from RefSeq and is a predicted model, not a curated record. Lineage: Eukaryota; Metazoa; Chordata; Actinopteri; Perciformes; Anoplopomatidae. Bases 131 to 1528 code for a protein of 465 amino acids.